GCCGCCGCGGUGGUGGUGGAACCUCCAUCGCCGUUUCAUCUUUCAAGUCUCACCGAGUUGUAACAUGGCAGCCAAGUACAUCAUAGGCUCUCUGCUUGGGUCUUUUGCAGUUGCUUAUGCAUGCGAUGCAAUCAUUUCUGAUAAGAAAAUUUUUGGAGGUACCACCCCAGGAACUGUUUCAAAUAAAGAAUGGUGGGAGGAAACUGACAAGAAGUUCCAAGCAUGGCCUCGCACUGCAGGGCCUCCAGUCGUGAUGAACCCCAUUAGCCGCCAAAACUUUAUCGUGAAGCCCUCCGAAUCUUGAAGUUGAGAGUAUCUGUUUUGCUUCGCUGAAUGCUACCACUCUGCCUGCAUGAGUUAUUUGAUGGAACUGGUGUGACAAAGCACAAACUAAGAUGUUUGGAAAACUUUGGUGUGUUAAAAGGAUUCGUGGAACUUUGCAAUAGAUGGAAUUUGCUGCACAGGUGCAGAAUCACGAUCCAUGGUCAUCAUAUUUAAACUGUCAGAAUCUACCAUCUGAAAUGUUUUACUUUACACCAACUAUAUUUGAUAAUGAGUUGUUUAUUCACUUGAUGAGAAUGAACUUUAGGAGAUGCUCAAACUUUUGAAUCUUUGUUCUAUUUGCGUA
Syzygium oleosum is the source of this 628-nucleotide messenger RNA. RefSeq lists its product as uncharacterized. The record is from RefSeq and is a predicted model, not a curated record. Lineage: Eukaryota; Viridiplantae; Streptophyta; Magnoliopsida; Myrtales; Myrtaceae. The transcript has 4 exons. Bases 65 to 304 code for a protein of 79 amino acids.